This is a messenger RNA of Porites evermanni, 4121 nucleotides long. The record is from the annotation of a GenBank genome assembly. NCBI's taxonomy places the organism in Eukaryota, Metazoa, Cnidaria, Anthozoa, Scleractinia, Poritidae.
AUAAAAACGAGUGUUAUCUUUGAAUUCACGACAAGCACAGUCAAAAUGGCGUCGUCUGACAAUGAUUCUGUGCCUCAUAUUUCCGACAUGGAUUCGCCGGGUAGUUCUGUUUCUUCUGCUUUGCAAAGAGAGUAUGAAGAGCUACUAAAGUAUGCUGUUGUAACACCGAAAAUCCAAGUGUGUCCCACCGUUUAUGAGCAGAGUGUUACAACGAAAGAUGAUGUGACCGCUUCUACUGAAACAGACAGCAACAGCUCCUCGUCGACGUCAAGCAGCACUUCUGUCUCUACUCGAAGUUCUAAGUCAGAAGAAGUGUCUCACACGGCAGCUAAAGAAGAUGUUAAACAGCUGCCCAGUACUCCAUCGCUUAGAGUUUCCUUUCAGGGGCAGGGCUCUAUAGCAAGGGAUUCUCUGUUACGAGACGGUAAAUUAAUACUAACAGCUAAAAUUAAGGACGCACACCCAUAUAAAGGGCAACAGAAAAGAUUCUUUCAAUUUCAAAUUUAUUUUUGAAAUAAAUGCGAUUUUAAAAAAUGUUCGGUAAAAGAGGUUAACAGCUCAUCCUCGGUGUAAAAACCUGUGAAACUCCCGAGUGAUGUAAAACAAAAAAUACAAGGAAGCUACUGAUAAGUCAACAUAAUGGAGCACAGGCGGCCCAAACUCAUUACAUGAACGCGGACGUGACUCUUGCUUGCGAGCGGUGUUGUGUUACAAACGGUUAAUUACAAAGGCUUGUAUGGGAUCUAUCGGUUUUUCUUAAAAGAGAUAAAAAAUGUUAUAUUUUUAAAUAAAAUCAACGUAACUUAUUGCCUUGUUGUAUUCUUUGUUGUUUGCCCACGUCUUAGGCCGUUUUGAAGCGUUUUCGGCGAGUUAGCGCUAUUUUGGUGUUCCACUGCUUAGCAGUGGAACACCAAAAUAGCGCUAACUCGCUGAAAACGCUUCAAAACGGCCUGAGACGCGGGCAAACAACAAAGAAUACAACAAGGCAAUAAGGUACGUCGAUUUUAUUUAAAAACAUAACAUUUUUUAUCUCUUUUAAGAAAAACCGAUCUAUCCCAUACAAGCCUUUGUAAAUAACCGUUUGUAACACAACACCGCUCGCAAGCAAGAGUCACGUCCGCGUUCAUGUAAUGAGUUUGGGCCGCCUGUGAAUGGAGCAAAGGAAAAUAAUACCUAGAAAACAAAGCAAACUUUCACAGGUUUUACACCGAGGUAAACCUGAGGUUUCAUUUGAAGGGCAGCAUCAUGCACUGGGUGUCGUCCACAGAUUACAGUGUGACUAUUGUAACUAGGGCCACUUUGACAUAGUUGACCAAUCAUAUUACAGGAAAAUAACAAUACAUUACAAGAAAGUUGUUCGUAAGCCAAUCAACAGCUCGUAAGUAAACAAUAAGUUACUCGAAGCACAGGUUUAAGUACAUGUAAAAACAGCAAAUGUUUUUCAAGAAAGCAAAAUGUUUCACCAGACGAUCUUUUUCUAAUCGAAACUUUACAAAUAACACCCCAGAGACAUAAUUGUUUGACACAAGCCGUUAUUUUUUUUCGUCUACCAGCAAUUUCUUCGCUACCAUCGCUGUGCUUGGCGAUAACAUAUGACCUCAAGUCAAAAAUAUAACUAUCAUUUGCGUUCUUCGCAUCUGUCUUUCAUUCUAUCGGACCACUCAGCAAACACAGGCUUUCUUUAGCUUGUUCAUAAGGUCACAUCUGUAGGUUGUGACUGGUUGAAUUCAAUCCGUGGUGUUUGUUCCGUUUCAUGGUAAUUAUGAUUGACUACUAACUUUCUUGGAAUGUAUUGUUACUUUCCUGUAAUCCACCAGUCAACUUUGUCUUCGUGGCCCCGGUUUAUAUUCACACUGUUAUAAAAAUGUGUCCAAUAAUAUCACGAUAAGGAGUGAAUGGGUAUGGUCUACAUUAAUUUAUUAUCUUGUGAAUGGGAAAAAAAUGUAAGCUUUUGUUUUGCCAUUUUCCCUUUCUUUUGUCUUUCUUUUCCAAAAUGAAUUCAAUUUUUUGACGGCAUAUUAUACAAUGUAAAUGGGUGUGCACUAUACCAGGGUAAAUACCUGCAUAUUGUCAUAUCAAAUAGUUUACAUGGACCAUUCCAUAUUUACAUAUCCACAGUCCCCUAGCUUUGAAUUAGAUUUUCUGACGCAAGGAGUAGGUGUCAAAAGUCUUUUCUGAGGAGGUUGUGUAUGCACCUUUAAUACAUACUGUAUGGAAUAUUUUUGAGGUGGGGUACUUUUUUUUCCUUAGGGGAAAAAGUCAACUUACCUCAACCAUAGGACUGCUGGGUUGGGGUGGGGGGCUUUCGAUGGAUCCAUACACAGUAUAGCAAAGAGGAGUGGAUGUGGAUUACCCUGUAAAAAAAAAAUGAUCGAAAUGUUUGUUUGUCUAACUUGUACAAUGCUAGAAUCAAGUUCCACAAUAACUGCAGCUAAGACUCCAGACGUUGAAGAGAAGUCUUUAUCAUCCCUUUCACCUGAGGAAUCCCCAGGCACUCCUCCUGCACCAGCUUCACCUGUAAUAGAUGCUGACCUAGCAAGAAUGGAAGCUUUACUUGAUAACUGGUGCUUGGAUCUAAAGAGAAAUGUUUUGGUUAGCUAAGCUUAUUAGGACAGUGUAUUUAUUUGUUUAUUUAUUAUUUUUAUCUUUGCCAAUGGAGGAGUUAAAAUUAUUUAAAAAAAGGUUGCCAAAUGAGAAAAAGUGCUGUAAUUAAAAUUAAUAGUAAGAAAACCAGUCCCAAGAUGGAACCUUAACACCCUCCUCAAUCUAAGUUAAUUAACCAAGAACAGUUUUUCUGAGAAGUGCACUAUUAUGCAAGCCGCUUAGUAACCCCAAAUCUUCUAUGACUCCCCCCUUGUUUUUGUGGAAGUAACCUUUUUUGGACUUUUUUUUUCCACAACCUAUCAGAAGCCCUAAAUAUUGUAAUCUGUUCAAAGUGUACACUGUAUUUAAUAGAACAAUGUCAAUAUAGUGACAGUUAAACCCCCUUUAAGUGGCCAUUCCUGACGUUCGGGGAGUGGCUGCUUAAUGGAGGGUGGCCACUCAAUCAGGGUUCAUCAUGAACCGGGUGCCAAACUUAAUAUGUCAAGUGCUUGAUGGCUGCUUAAUAGAGGUGACACUUUAACAUAGACAGUGAAAACUGGCCGUCCAGAAGGCAUGUUUUCCCAUAAAACUAUAAGAGAUUAAGUGUAUUUUCCUUGUAUUUCUUCCGAAAAUGGGCGUCCAUAGGGCAGCUGGACACCCUUCUGGCUAAAACAGGGUGCACUGAAUGGGAAAACUCUCAUUGGGAGAGAGGCAGCUCCUUUAUAGACUGAGGUUUAGCUUCCAUAUCUUUUGUACAAUCGGCCAUUUGCACAAUGGCGUCAUUUUACUACUACGACCAGAAUCCUUUGGGUUUUUCCUUUCUUGUGCAAAUUAUACACCUUUGUUAUUUCAACCUCGCUGGGAUUACCAAAUUUAAAUGUGAAUGGAAAAAUGAAGAAGAUUCUGGUUGUAGUAGUAAAAUGAUGCCAUUGUACAAAUGGCCUUUUAUUUCAGGACUUUGAUUUCUGGCCUUUUAAAUAAUGGAGGGUCAAAUGUACAUGAAUAUAUAUUUUUCCUCAAGGCUCUUGGGCUUGAGAGGAAUAAAACAAUAGAAAAUAAUGGAUUGUUGUCCCUGAGCCUCAAAGUGAUAUCUUUUGUGUUCAUCCCGUAGCCCUCUGACCCAAGUGUGAAAUUUGAUAUCAAAAUUGUUAGAACUUUUUGUGUGUGUGUAUCACGUAAACCUGUAAAUGUGAAUUGCCAUUAUAGGCGGCCAAUCUCCCUAUCCAAAGAAGAAAUGUCACUCUGGUUUUUCCUCUUUCUUGCUACCUGCACUGUGUUUUUCUACUAACAGUAAAAAAAAGGUUAAACAACCCCCAAACCAGUAUCAACAAAUCUGGAAUUAGACUACUGUCCAUAUACAGUGUACAUUUAUAAAGUAGUUUGAAUUUAUUAUAUUAUGCGGUACAUGGCCAUCAUUUAUUCAUAGGUAUUGUUUCUUUACAACACAGGCUGAAUUUGCUCAAUGUAAGAUGGGUCUUUUUGAAAAACAAAAGCAGCUUUUGAUGCAGGAGAAGAGAAGGUACUGUACGUUGUUUUAA